CCUGCAAGUGACGAAUGAAGGCUGGCCCACUUUCUUUGAAAAAUUAGUAAGCGCUUAAACUCUUACUCCGAAAUGAUACUCGGGAAAUUUCAGAGGAAUCAUGUUUAUCCCGAAUUACUGAUGGUGAGCAUUUCUCUGUUUGGACUUGCUGAUUAAUCCUGAAUUUGUUGUCUUUGUUUUCUUUAUUUUGUUUUUUUAUCAACAAAUUGGCUAGCUGAUACAUAUUGGAGUAUGACGUUCAUAUAAUCUAUUCCUCUUAGAAUAUAUAGACACCUACCUAAUCUUCUCCGAUGAAUCGAAAAGGCGACGUAAUCAUCUGUUAAAUAUUUGGCGGCUCUAUUUUUUCCUCCGGGAAGGGCUAGGAGGAGCUCGUCUGGUUGUUGGAACAAUAUGACUUUUUCUAUAUCAACAAACCCAUGCAUAACUCACCCAUUAAAAAAAGUGAAGGUUGGGCCAGGAACGACGCAUAAGAUUACUUAUAUUACUAUUGUAUCGUGGUACAUGAAGAUUAUCCUAAUCACAAGUUGCUUGUCAUUUAAGGUCCACAAUUAAAAGGGAGACAUGAAACCCUUCAAAGCCAUUCCAGUUCAUUCAUCCACCAUCAGGGGCCAGUCUUAGAAUAAGCAACAACAGUAAGUCAGUUUUCUUUAAUCAUUUCUCCGGGGGUUGUUCUCGCCCUUCAAGCGCCACAGUACUUCAGUUGACCUAGAGACUCCAAUUGUGAAGUCUAACGACUAACGUUGGGUAUAAGAUAGGCCGAUAGGGGAAGAAGAGAAGCAAAGGUAGGUUGGAUGGGUAGCUCAGGUGCGAGUGGUCUCUGAUCUCUGAUGCAAUUAACUCUCAUACAGGUACAGCCCAUCUUUUCUUGAUAUAAAGUUGCAACAAAGGGUAUAACGAGCCUAGGUGGCGUUAGAAAAUGAAGCAAAGAAAGCAAGAAAUCGAUUGCGGUGAAUCAAAGACGGAGGAGGUGGUGGUUGUUGCCAGACCACCACCUCCGCCGCCGCCACUUCCGAGAUUCCCAGCGUUUUCAAGGCACGGAGCAGAAGAGAGCGUCACAAGGAGAGAGAUUGCCAGGUUCUGGAGGCAGAAGCGGAUUGAAGAACACGACCACCUCCUCGCUGCUAUUAAAGCGGCAGCCAAACUCCGAGCACGCAAUCUGACGGAGCAAGACUACAUGAUCUUCCAAGAGUCCUUGGAGAAGGAGAGAGGCGAAGACGAUGCUCGUAAAAGCAAAAAUGAUGCCAAAGGCAAGGAAGUGCGCGUGGGAAUAAAGGACUGGUGGACAAAAAGCAAGUACGCGUAUUUGAACCAACCAGCCAUAGAUUCCACGGAACCUCCAAAGAAGCGAGGCUCUACUUACAUUCCCAACUGUCUGUCUUACAAGCACAGGCCCUUGUGUUCCACCUCCAUUGGUGUCUUUUAAAUGUGAGGGAUGCUACUUCCCCUGUUCUAUUUCUCGCUCCAAGUUGCGUGUUCUGUUCUAUUUAUCUGCUGAUUUGUGAAUUGUAAUAGACCCCACCAGUGUGUUGAAACGUCAAAUUGGUUUGUUCACCUUUA
Prosopis cineraria is the source of this 1557-nucleotide messenger RNA. RefSeq lists its product as uncharacterized. Lineage: Eukaryota; Viridiplantae; Streptophyta; Magnoliopsida; Fabales; Fabaceae. Bases 917 to 1423 code for a protein of 168 amino acids. The record is from RefSeq and is a predicted model, not a curated record. The transcript is spliced from 3 exons.